This is a messenger RNA of Stylophora pistillata, 823 nucleotides long. RefSeq lists its product as uncharacterized. The record is from RefSeq and is a predicted model, not a curated record. NCBI's taxonomy places the organism in Eukaryota, Metazoa, Cnidaria, Anthozoa, Scleractinia, Pocilloporidae.
UCUAAGUGAGAGUUGUCUCGAGCCUUGUAACUACGUCGACAUGGAUCUUCACACCACAUUUCUGUAUAUGUCAGUGUUUAUGGUGGUGAGUUCGGCAUAUCGUCUGAGCCGCUUCCAGAGUCACAAAUACGAACGAGAUCAUUGGGAGAGUGAAGAAAAUCCUGAACGCGAAUUUCUAUAUCAAAAACUCGGGAUAUUAAAUUACAAUGCGCUGGAGAGUCCACAAGCCACGCCUCCCCCGCCACGCCCAUACGUGGGACCCAAGAAUGGAAAGUACAAAUACAAGUACAAGAAGAAAAGGCCCAAUAGACGGCGACCAGAAGAAUCUUGUGAAUCGGAGUCAGAUGACGAAAAAGGAAGUGUGGAGAUGGAGAGGAAGAUAUUGUCUGAUGUAAUGCGAGCGCCCUCUGACGGGCGGAUUCUUCAAUGGGAAGACGAUGCUUAGUAAAUUGAUCGAGCUUUGAUUUACAAUCCUAAUUUUUGUUUCAUAAUUUUCUCAUCUUACUGCCGUUCAUUUUGUUGCGAAUGUGUUGAGAGAGUUUGAUGCGAUAUCAGUACAAGGUUACACCCACUGACUGAUCAUUUUUUCUAUUCUCGUCACCUGUUUCAUGUGAAGUGAUUCGAUAUUGUAAAGGAGAAGAGACAUGUUCAUCAUCACUUGGAGUAGAAGGGUCCAGACUGCUAAGCGUAAUUACGAGUCGGGAAACUAGACGUGACUGGCGAUGCAACAGAGCUUAAUCAGUGACCCUAGAUUUUUGAGCACUCUAACGCAGUUCACAUUUGGGUGAUAAUCUGCAAAGAUCAUCUCAUUAAAAUAGCUUUU